GCGAGAGAUCAGUUGGACUUUUGCGACGGGCCGACGCGCUUGGUGUUUUAGUCGUUUCGCUGCGCGUGGGUAAAUGUUUGCCUAACUUUUGGUUUCGUUCGAUUCCGAUUCCACUCGCCACGCCACAAUUAUCCGUCUAACCGAGUGUCCGGCACAGUCUUUGCCAAUCACCGCAUGGGAGCAGAGGAUAUCCGGACAACCCACUGGCCACGUAAUCAAUCAUUUUAUGGACUAAUAGCCGCCAACCCCCAGUAACAUGCACAAGGCCAUUAAAAACAAAUCCAGGCUGCUCUGUGGGCUCAAGAACUCUAAGGCAGAUCUGACGACGGCGAAGUUUAUACUAUAUUACGGACCUACGGUAGCAGAUAGCGAUAUCUAUGACUUAACCGAUUUCCAAAGUUUAUUGGAGGACGAGCACUUGGAUUUGGCCAAGAAUACCGUGCUUUAUUUGCACGGCUAUUUGGAAGAUCCGGAUGUGGAGAGCAUUCACGUCAUAGCUGAGGCCUAUCUGGAACGCAAGGACACCAACCUUAUCGUUUUGGAUUGGGGUGAACUGGCCGAUGGCAACUACAUGUUCGAUGCCUUUCCCAAUCUCAAGCAAUUGGGACCGGAGUUGGCCAAAGUCCUGCUUAAAAUGUUUGACCAUGGCCUGGACAUUGAGAAGUUUCAUAUUGUCGGACAUUCAAUGGGCGGCCAACUGGCUGGAGUCCUCGGCCGCGAGAUAUUCAAACGUACCAAAGGUGUUAGGAAGCUGAAGAGAAUUUCCGCUUUGGAUCCCGCAUUUCCGCUCUUCUACCCGGGCACACACCUUUCUGCUAGUGAUGCUGAGUUCGUAGAUGUGAUACACACAGAUGCCUGGCUAUACGGGGCUCCGACGAGCACUGGGACGGCGGAUUUCUGGCCCAACGGUGGCCACAGUCUGCAGCCAGGUUGUCCGAAACGAAACUAUAAGAUGCUCAGUGAUAACGAUCUGUCCAGUCAUCGUCGGAGCUGGUGGUUCUGGGCUGAAAGUGUCUCAGAUCGAUAUCCCAUCGGAUUCGAUGCUGUGCCAGCAAAGAAAUGGGCGGACUUCAAGCAAAACAAAACUGUGGAGAAUUGCCCGCCAGUGGUGAUGGGUCACCACUGCCCGACGACAAUACAUGGCGACUUUUACUUACAAACCAACGGACAAACACCUUUCGCUCGAGGCAAAGAGGGUGCCGUGUACGUUGAUCCCAAGGAGCUGCUAGGAAAUACCCACAGUAUAACCUGUGAUUGCCCUCCACCCCAGACGAAUUAAAUAGACCAUUAAAAAUUGCACUUGGUAUAUUUUGUUAUGUAGCUAAAUUAAUGUUGCUUUUAUUGUAUAAUGUUAUACACCACACUUUGGUAUACGAAAAAUAUUUACAUAAAUUUUUGUUGAACUUAAAA
This is a messenger RNA of Drosophila eugracilis, 1410 nucleotides long. RefSeq names its product inactive pancreatic lipase-related protein 1. Bases 257 to 1279 code for a protein of 340 amino acids. Gene Ontology annotation, biological process: lipid metabolic process. The record is from RefSeq and is a predicted model, not a curated record. The transcript is spliced from 6 exons. Lineage: Eukaryota; Metazoa; Arthropoda; Insecta; Diptera; Drosophilidae. Gene Ontology annotation, molecular function: lipase activity.